AGAGAUGAAUCAAUUUAUUCACAUCGAAAUUUUAUUCUCAUUGCAAGGGCAAAAUCUAUGGCGAGACUUAUCUUUCAUUUUGUAUUCGCUCUUAUUGUUGCAUAUUAUUUAUUGUCGGUAUCUGAUGCGAUAGUAAGAGAAUGGAAAGAACCAUGCUUUUGUCCUUCCACAAAUCCUUACUGCAACUGUGGCGAUGAUCUUCAAGUUCCUACUCCUUCAGUGAUUGGUCCUAACCCUAAAAUCGAAAAGUGUGCGCGUUGCAAUGGAAACUCUCAAUGUAACAAAGUUUGUCCGGCAACGUGCAAAUACAAAGUCUGUAUAUACAAUCCAACAUGUGAUUUGCAUACAUGUUAUUGCUAUAUAUGUUGAUUGAUGCAACUUCGGUGAACGUAUAGGUAGUUAAAAGAAGAAAUGUCGAGCUUACAUGGUUUUUACAAAUAUAUGGAAAUGAAUAUUUCUCAUUAUA
Messenger RNA from Arabidopsis lyrata subsp. lyrata, 466 nucleotides. Its product is annotated as defensin-like protein 268. NCBI's taxonomy places the organism in Eukaryota, Viridiplantae, Streptophyta, Magnoliopsida, Brassicales, Brassicaceae. The coding region runs from base 58 to 369 and encodes 103 amino acids. The record is from RefSeq and is a predicted model, not a curated record. The transcript is spliced from 2 exons.